ACGAUGCUAUUUUGUAAACAGAAACUCUGAACCAGAACGUACCAGCUGAUGCGCUUUUAUGCUUUGUCAAAUCGUCUGGAGUGCAUGUUUGUAUUUCGGUGGAGUUAAUUUCGUUUCGUAAUUAUCAUUCUUUUUAUUUUCUAUCAUAUAUUGCGAUUUAAUUUUUUUUUUCGGUGUUUAAAUUUAAAUACGAUAAAUAAUGUUUCGUUAUAAAACAUGUUAUGUUUUUUGAUGUAUUUUCCUCAAUUGUGUAAUGAUGAUUACGAGUGAAGUGGUUGUAAUAAUGGUUCUACAAUAAACAAAUCUACAAGUUGUCGUGAAACAAUAGUUACCUAAAAUCACAAUAAUUAUUAUGGGGUAAUUCAAAAGAAGAAAAGACAUGCAAGGAAAUGAGUGACAUGAUUGCAUCAAUGGAUGGAGCGAAUAGUGAAGAAAUUUUUAGCGGAGGUAAAUUAGUCGAUAAGAUAACCUCUUUGGAAGAAGCUCAAAAAAUUAUCAAGCAAUUACAAAAUAAACUCAGAGCUCAAUCACAUCAGUUUUUAGCGUGGCACAGAAAAUUCAAAUCACAAGAAGACGUGAUCGCACAUAUCGUUCAAGACAGAAAUGAUCAGCUCAAGUCAUUAUCCUGUAAGCUGAUAUUAUUUGAAGCUAAAUUAUAUCGCAAACAAAAAGAAAUUGCCAACUUAUUGGUUCAACGAGAGAUAAUCAUUAAUAAGCAGCAACAUGUGAUUAAAACGCUACAAAAUCAAUUAAGUGAUGCGGGUUUGAAGUAUGAUGAAGAUACGAAUCUAGAUACCGCUAAUGACAGCGAUAGCGCAGUUAUUAUGGAAGACGACGAAAAUUUUGUGUACCACCAGCCUCAUACUGGAGACGGUAUAACAAUAGUUCGAAGCAUUUCCGAUGUAUUACAACAACCUAACAGCUGCAAACUAUUAACGUUGAGAAGAAGUAACGGUUAUUUAAGACGACCAGAAGUACUAGAAACAGUAUACAGCGUGGAAGAAGACGCGGACACGGAUGGAGCCUCCAGUCCAACAACACAGACCAGCGACGAAAAAGAUGAUAACGCGAAUGUAAGAAAACCGCAAACUAGAAUAUACUAUACUAAAGAUCGAGCGAAUAAAAUUCACGGUAGCGUUGAACGAUUAGACGACGAGAAAAAACCAGAACCUACUCAUCACGUUACCGCUUACAAUCGUGUAAUGAGUAAUCACAGAUCGGUUACAAAACCAAAAGAUGUCAAAUAUAAAAGAAUAAAUAAAGCUAAAUCAAAAUCUUUAGAAGAAUUGAGAGGUAGACUGAAAAAUUGGGUCGAAAAAAGUAACAGGUUUACGUUUUCAUUUGAACAAUCCUAGUAGAUCCGAUAUUUAGCUGUUUUCUAAGUUACUCGUAGCCCUAUUUAUACGCUCGUUGUUAGCAUUUCGAUGUGCAAGCUGCUUCGCUAAAAAAAAUUGAGAGUUCUACGUAAUGCAAAAAACGAUUCAAAAUAAAUUUUAUUAAAUCAUAACGAAGUAAUUUUUAAAAUGAAGAUGAACAUGUGACGUAGAAAAUGUUAUCUUUAUGGUAACUUUUGAACACAUUUUAUUUUCAUGGAUAUUCGCUGUUAUACCUAUGUUUCUGCAAUUUUUCCCUCUUCUUUUUACAUUGAUUUCGUAAAAUCUUGCAUACUGUUGUUUUUUUUCCUCUCCUUUAUUUAAUUUUUGUACAUAUUUCGUAUGUCUUUUCUUGAUCUCAUUUUCAUGUCAACUAUUGAGUAAGUAUUUAUAUGUAUUAUACUUAAGAAUCAGACGCUUGUUCAUGUUUUUCGUUCCUCAAUAAAAAUCAUUUAUUAUGUUGGUAAUUUACUUCUUUAAAAGUUUUUCAGUUUUUGCAAGCAUUCUACAGCAGCGGACAACGUCUCA
Messenger RNA from Planococcus citri (citrus mealybug), 1901 nucleotides. RefSeq lists its product as uncharacterized. Bases 390 to 1355 code for a protein of 321 amino acids. The record is from RefSeq and is a predicted model, not a curated record. NCBI's taxonomy places the organism in Eukaryota, Metazoa, Arthropoda, Insecta, Hemiptera, Pseudococcidae. The transcript has 5 exons.